AUGGUGCAUAUGGACGAGAAGCGAGCCACCCGCAAAACACCGCAAAGCAAGCAGUUCGUGCCCAAGACAAUGUUCUUGGCAGCUGUCGCACGCCCCUGGUACGACUUUCAUAGGAAGACAAUGUUCGACGGCAAGAUUGGCAUCUGGCCGCUGGUGGAGCAGUACACUGCGCAACGCAGCCGCAUUAAUCGACCUGCGGGUACGAUACUAACGAAAAACAUCGAGUCAAUUGAUCGAACAGUGAUAAAGCGGUUCCUAUUGGACGAAUUAAUCCCUGCAAUCAAGAGGAAGUGGCCUGUGCGUGACCGCCACUUGCCGAUCCUCAUACAGCAAGACAACGCGAGGCCCCACUAA
Phytophthora nicotianae INRA-310 is the source of this 354-nucleotide messenger RNA. RefSeq lists its product as hypothetical. The record is from RefSeq and is a predicted model, not a curated record. The transcript is spliced from 3 exons. The coding region runs from base 1 to 354 and encodes 117 amino acids. Gene Ontology annotation, molecular function: nucleic acid binding. NCBI's taxonomy places the organism in Eukaryota, Oomycota, Peronosporomycetes, Peronosporales, Peronosporaceae.